Messenger RNA from Vicia villosa (hairy vetch), 594 nucleotides. RefSeq names its product subtilisin-like protease Glyma18g48580. Gene Ontology annotation, biological process: proteolysis. The record is from RefSeq and is a predicted model, not a curated record. Gene Ontology annotation, molecular function: serine-type endopeptidase activity. The coding region runs from base 1 to 594 and encodes 197 amino acids. NCBI's taxonomy places the organism in Eukaryota, Viridiplantae, Streptophyta, Magnoliopsida, Fabales, Fabaceae. The transcript has a single exon.
AUGUUCAUGGGAUUUCUAGGAUUGCGUGGAAAUGAUAUCAACUCAGCUUGGAAAAAGGGAAGCUUUGGUGAAAACACAAUCAUAGAUAACAUUGAUUCAGGCAUUUGGCCCGAAUCGUUGAGUUUAAGUGAUAGUAGAAUAGGCCCUAUUCCAGCAAAAUGGUGUGGUGGAAACAUAAUUCAAAUUAACAAACUCAAUGGUUCUAUCGAAGUUCCAUGUAACAGGAAGCUAAUUGGAGCAAUAUUUUUCAACAAAUCAUACGAAUCUUUCAACGAAAAAUUCCCUCGUUCGCAACAUAUAGCGUACGACCUUGUAGGCCACGAAACUCGUACACUAUCAACGAUAAAUGGAAACUCCGUACCUGGUGCAAGUAUAUUUAAUAUUGGCAAUAGAACGGUAAAAGGAGGUUCACCAAAAUCAAGAAUUACAACCUUAAAAGUAUCUUGGUCUUUAGAAGAUGCUACUAGUUAUUUUGGUGUCGAUGUAUUAGCUGCUAUUGAUCAAGAAAUUAAUGACACUGUUGAUUUGAUUUAUGUUUCUACUAGUGGAUGUACUAGUACAAAUUCUGAAGAAAUAUUUACAGACGAGGUUUAA